UCCCAGAUGGGGGCAAUGACACUGCACACGCUGCUCCUGCUGCUGGCGGCCGCCCUGGCCACGACCCAGACCCGCGCGGGCUCACACUCGAUGCGGUAUUUCUACACCGCCAUGUCCCGGCCCGGCCUCGGGGAGCCCUGGUUCAUCUCUGUCGGCUACGUGGACGACACGCAGUUCGUCUGCUUCGACAGUGACACGGAAAAUCCGAGGAUUGAGCCGCGUGUGCCUUGGCUGGAGCAGGAGGGGCCGGAGUAUUGGGAGUGGGAGACAUGGAUCGCCAAAAGCUGGGAGACGGCUUUCCGAGAGAGCCUGAGGAUCCUGCGCGGCUACUACAACCAGAGCGAGGGCGGCUCUCACACUUACCAGUGGAUGUAUGACUGUGAGAUGAGGUCGGACGGGAGCUUCCUCCGAGGGUCUCAUCAGUUCGCCUACGAUGGCCGCGAUUACAUCGCCCUGAACGAAGACCUGGAAACGUGGACGGCGGCAGACAUGGCGGCGCAGAUCACCCGACGCAAGUGGGAGCAGGAUGGUGAUGCAGAAAGUCGCAAGGCCUACCUAAAGGGGAGGUGCUUGAAGUUGCUUCGCAAAUACCUGGAGCUCGGGAAGGAGAUGCUGCUGCGCACAGAUCCCCCAAAGGCACAUGUGACCCAUCACCCCAGACAAGAAGGUGAUGUCACCCUGAGGUGCUGGGCCCUGGGCUUCUACCCUGCUGACAUCACCCUGACCUGGCAGUUGAAUGGGGAGGACCUGACCCAGGACAUGGAGCUUGUGCAGACCAGGCCUUCAGGGGAUGGAACCUUCCAGAAGUGGGCAUCUCUGAUGGUGCCUCUUGGGAAGGAGCAGAAUUACACAUGCCAUGUGUACCAUGAGGGGCUGUCUGAGCCCCUCACCCUGAGAUGGGAGCCUCCUCCAUCCACUGACUCUAAUAUGGUGAUCAUAGCUGUUCUGGUUGCCCUUGGAGCUGUGGCCAUCAUUGGAGCUGUGGUGGCUUUUGUGAUCAAGAGGAGGAGAAACAGAGCUUUUCUUCUCACAGGUGGAAUAGGAGGAGACUAUGCUCCAGCUCCAGCAUGAAGACAGCUGCCUGGAGUGGACUGAGUGACAGACAGUAUGUUCAUGUCUCUCCUGUGACAUCCAGAGCCCUCAGUUCUCUUUAGACAUCAGUGUUUGAUGUUCCCUGUGAGCCUAUGGGCUCAAUGUGAAGAACUGUAGAGUCCAGUUUGCCCUUGCACUCCAGGGCCUUGUCCAUGCACUGCUUGUAUUCCUUUCCACAGCCAAUCUGUCUAAGGGGCAUCUGCAUCCUGUCAGCUCCAUGCUGCCCUGAGCUGCAGCUCCUCACUUCCACCUGAGAAUAAGAAUCUGAAUGUGAACUUGAUUGUUAACAUCUUGACUUGAGAGUUGAUUGCUUGUUAGUUUCAUGGAUUGAAGAUAUUUAAAGUUUGUUUUGUUUUUUGGGUUUUUUUUUUUUUUUUGAAGAAAUAAAUGGCAGA
Messenger RNA from Grammomys surdaster, 1487 nucleotides. RefSeq names its product H-2 class I histocompatibility antigen, Q7 alpha chain-like. Lineage: Eukaryota; Metazoa; Chordata; Mammalia; Rodentia; Muridae. Gene Ontology annotation, biological process: antigen processing and presentation of endogenous peptide antigen via MHC class Ib; antigen processing and presentation of endogenous peptide antigen via MHC class I via ER pathway, TAP-independent; positive regulation of T cell mediated cytotoxicity. The record is from RefSeq and is a predicted model, not a curated record. The coding region runs from base 7 to 1071 and encodes 354 amino acids. The transcript is spliced from 7 exons. Gene Ontology annotation, molecular function: signaling receptor binding; peptide antigen binding. Gene Ontology annotation, cellular component: external side of plasma membrane.